AUAAAUCAAAUCAUAUUAAAUCUUCGACACAGAAAUACCCUAAUUCAAUCUUCGAGAACGGCACUACACCCUAACCACUUUGUCUUCCCCAAAAGCCUACGGACUGCCGGUUGACGAACAAAAGCCUUGCCAUUCCAAUUUUUACUACCCUUUUCCAGAAAAUUACAUAGCUUCUCCAUUCCCCACCCAUUUUCCUUCCUAAUUCCCUCACAUUUUCACGAACAGCAAGUCAGCAGGCAGUAACAAUCGGCAGCGGCGCAGCAAGUCAGCAACGGUCGACAAGCUUAGCCGGAAAACUCACCGGCCAACGGCGGCAAGCCCUUCUCUUUAUCACUCUCAGUUGCUAGAUUAGUUUUGUUUCCUUUAAAUUUUCAGCUGCAAGGAUGAAGUUUUUUAGGAUUGCAAUUCGAUCUGUUAGUGAUGGAUUUUAUCAUCGUCAACUUAAUCGGACAAUGAUUUUUAAGACCCUUUCAACUGAUUCAAAGUCGGGUCAUGACAAUGAUGAGAAUCAGAAUGACAAAUCAUUUGCUGAUGACUUUGCAAACCGCAUAUUUGGUGAAAGUUUGGAAGAAAGUCCUCUUUAUCGAAAACUUGAGAAAAUUGAGAAGAAUCGGUCUUGGGGUAUGUUUUCCAAUAUUGGUGAUAGUUUUGAAGAUAGCAUGAAGGAGGCAGCUACAUAUUUUGAGUUUGACCGAAAUGAGAUCAACCAAGAAGAUUUUUCUUAUAGAGCAGACAUGAAUUUCAGGACUGGUAUGACAUAUACCCCUGAGGAUCUAAAUCUUAGGAAGCCUGGAAGUUGGAGACCUAGCAAAAAAUCCGAGUUUCAUGUAACUUCAGAUGAGGUUCUCAAGAAAGCAGAUUUUCGGAAUGUGAAAUUCCUUGCCAAUUUUUUGACAGACGCUGGAAUAAUAAUCAAGAGAAGCCAGACUAAGAUUAGUGCAAAAGCCCAAAGGAAAGUUGCAAGGGAGAUCAAGAUAGCCCGAGCAUUUGGAUUGUUGCCUUUCACUACUAUGGGGACAAAAAACUUCAAAGUAGGGACAACAAUGGAAGCUCUUGACGCGGAUUACUCUUGCCAAUCCGAUCAUCUUCAGGAAUCUGUUGAAGAAUAGCUGUUCUUCAGUCAUUGUUGUAGUUUUUACUGUUGUCAAAGAUAGUUGGUGCAUGAUCAACGAAUUUUUUGGGAUACAAUUUUUCGCAUUCAGAAGAGCUAGUAAUAUUUGCUCCUCAAUCCUCAUUAUUAUGUUAUACUAGUGCUCAAGACAAGGGGCAUGCCGGAAAAUUCUACGUGUAGGAUGAACAUGUUAGCAUUACUGGACUGGUCUUCAUUCCCGAACUAUCUCCAUCUAUAGCUUUUAAGUAAGUGAAGUUUUAUGGGGUCAUAAUUAUGCUUCAUUACUGUUUCUUCAUAAUGAAAUGCUUGAUUUGGCAUGUUUGAUUCAUGAUCUCUCUGUAGAAGACUUGUUUUAUCUUCUGUUGGUGUAGUUGAAGUGCAAAAUAAUGAAGGAGGCUGUGUAUUUGCAAAUGAACUUAGUUAUUAUACAGUUUCAUUCUUCUGCU
Messenger RNA from Amaranthus tricolor (Joseph's coat), 1557 nucleotides. RefSeq lists its product as uncharacterized. The record is from RefSeq and is a predicted model, not a curated record. The coding region runs from base 384 to 1109 and encodes 241 amino acids. The transcript has 6 exons. Gene Ontology annotation, cellular component: ribosome; mitochondrial small ribosomal subunit. Gene Ontology annotation, molecular function: structural constituent of ribosome; small ribosomal subunit rRNA binding. Gene Ontology annotation, biological process: translation. NCBI's taxonomy places the organism in Eukaryota, Viridiplantae, Streptophyta, Magnoliopsida, Caryophyllales, Amaranthaceae.